Molecule: messenger RNA, 829 nt
Organism: Solea senegalensis (Senegalese sole)
Lineage: Eukaryota; Metazoa; Chordata; Actinopteri; Pleuronectiformes; Soleidae
Product: catechol O-methyltransferase domain-containing protein 1-like
Exons: 7
Coding region: 38-778 (246 amino acids)
Molecular function (GO): O-methyltransferase activity; S-adenosylmethionine-dependent methyltransferase activity
Source: RefSeq, a predicted model, not a curated record
CUCGGCACAACCUCUGCUUUAACAACACAUCACAAACAUGGCAGCAGACAUAAAAGUGCUCCUCUGCGUCGGACUCGCUGUCGUAUUGACAGGCGCGGGACAGUCUGCUCUCGUCGGGAAGAGUCACGCGGCAGGAAAGGACGACGUCGUGCUGCAAUAUGUCGUCAACAACUCACUGAGGGAACAUCCAGUCCUCACCAAACUCAGACUGAGAACUCUCGAGGACCAGAGGAAUGUGAUGAUGGUGGCGAUAGAACAGGCUCAGUUUAUGGCGAAUCUCGUCAGACUGAUCAACGCGACCAGAGCCAUCGAAAUCGGGAUGUACACAGGAUACAACGCACUGAGCAUGGCUCUGGCCAUGCCGGACAACGGACACGUGGUGGCUUGUGAAAUCGAGGAAACCUACGUGAACAUUGCUAAACCGUUUUUUAAAGAGGCUGGAGUUGAAAAUCGUAUUGACGUACGACAGGGAGCAGCCAUGAAGACACUGAAUGAGCUGAUCGCAGCCGGGCAAACGGGAACAUACGACUUUGUGUUCAUCGACGCCGACAAAUCAAACUACGACGGCUACUACGAGAAAUCCCUGGAGCUCGUACGAAAAGGGGGCGUCAUUGCCAUCGACAACGUGCUGUGGAGCGGCAAAGUGGUGAAUCCUGCUUCUGACGACGCCACCUCCCUGACUCUGGAUGCUCUCAAUAAGAAGCUGCACAAGGACCAGAGGAUUGAACUGAGCAUGCUCACGAUCGGUGACGGGCUGACCCUUGCGUUUAAACGCUAGUUAAAAAAAUGAUGUUUUCCUUGCACCGAUUGUGAUACAAAAUAAAAGAAA